Molecule: messenger RNA, 1401 nt
Organism: Callorhinus ursinus (northern fur seal)
Lineage: Eukaryota; Metazoa; Chordata; Mammalia; Carnivora; Otariidae
Gene: ASB18
Product: ankyrin repeat and SOCS box containing 18
Biological process (GO): intracellular signal transduction; positive regulation of transcription by RNA polymerase II
Cellular component (GO): nucleus
Molecular function (GO): transcription cis-regulatory region binding; protein binding
Source: RefSeq, a predicted model, not a curated record
AUGUCCGGCUCUGACCGCCUUCCGGAUUACCCGCUCCACUCAGAUUUGGUGAGGAGAUUAAAGUCUGCACUGGACGCCAGGGAUGAGGAGAGAGUGAGCCACUUGAUCUGCACCGAAGUGGGGCACGUGGACGCCGUGAUAGAACUGGCCAAUGAUGACUGGAUGAAGGACCCCUCGGCUCAGCUGCCCGCCAGCGUGCUCACAGGUAACCAGAAUGAUCUAAAGCCUCUCAUGAACCGGUUCUUCCAGGAUGCCAACGCGGUGUUUGAGAUCAAGAAGGAUGAGAUGGAGUGGCAGGUGAAAUCCCUAGCCACAUUUGGACUGUCAGGCCUCUGGACCCUAGAGUACAAGCGCGAGCUCACCACGCCCCUGUGCAUCGCUGCGGCCCGUGGCCACACGGCCUGCGUGCGCCACCUGCUCAGCCGCGGCGCGGACCCCGACGCCAGCCCCAGCGGCCAGGGAGCCCUGCACGAGGCCUGCCUGGGGGGCCACACCGCCUGCGCCCAGCUGCUCCUGCAGCACGGCGCCGACCCCGACCUGCUCAGCGCCGAGGGCCUGACGCCCCUGCACCUCUGCCGCACGGCCGCCUCGCUCGGGUGCGCGCAGGCGCUGCUGGUGCACGGCGCUUCGGUGCACCGCGCGAGCGGCGCGGGCCGGGACACGCCGCUGCACGUGGCGGCGCAGCGCGGCCUGGACGAGCACGCGCGCCUCUACCUGCGCUGCGGCGCGCGCGUGGACGCGAGGAACGGCCGCGGCGAGACGCCCCUGAGCGCGGCGUGCGGCCCGGCGCGGCGGCCCGACGAGCACGCGCGCUGCCUGCGCCUGUGCGCGCUCCUGCUGCGGCGCGGGGCGGCGGCGGACGCGCGCGACGAGGACGAGAGCAGCCCACUGCACAAGGCCUGCGGCCGCGCGUGCCCAGAGCUGGCGCGCCUCCUGCUGCGGCACGGCGCCGACGCGGGCGCGCUCGACUAUGGCGGGGCCUCGCCGCUGGCCCGCGCCCUGCAGACGGCCGCCUGCGCGCCCGAGGCCGCGCCGCAGCGCACGGUGCAGGCGCUGCUCAACCACGGCUCCCCCACCGUGUGGCCCGACGCCUUCCCCAAGGUGCUGAAGACUUGUGCCCCGGCUCCCAUGGUUAUUGAGACUCUGUUCAACGCCUACCCUCAGCUCCGCGUGUCCGAGUCCUGGAGGGAAGUGAUUCCUGAGGAAGUAUCUCAGAUGCACCAGGCCUUCUACCAGUCUUUCUUCGCCUUGGCCCACACCCCACGCUGUCUGCAGCAUCUUUGUCGCUGUGCCAUUCGGAAGUUAUUUGGCAAAAAGUGCUUUCGCCUCGUACCCCUGUUACCCUUGCCAAAGUCCCUGCAAAAUUACCUCCUUUUGGAACCAGAGGGUGUUUUGCACUGA